Saccharomyces cerevisiae S288C is the source of this 912-nucleotide messenger RNA. It is a transcript of the gene SWC5, whose product is annotated as Swc5p. The record is from RefSeq and is marked reviewed. The coding region runs from base 1 to 912 and encodes 303 amino acids. The transcript has a single exon. Gene Ontology annotation, cellular component: nucleus. NCBI's taxonomy places the organism in Eukaryota, Fungi, Ascomycota, Saccharomycetes, Saccharomycetales, Saccharomycetaceae.
AUGCCAGAAGUAGAGACAAAGAUUAUACCAAACGAAAAGGAGGACGAGGACGAGGACGGCUACAUAGAAGAGGAGGACGAGGACUUCCAGCCUGAAAAAGAUAAAUUAGGUGGUGGUAGCGACGAUAGUGAUGCCAGCGAUGGCGGUGACGACUAUGAUGACGGUGUGAACAGAGAUAAGGGUAGAAAUAAAGUGGACUAUUCGCGUAUAGAGAGCGAGAGCGGCGGACUGAUCAAGACUAGAAGAGCUCGGCAAGCUGAGGAAGAAUAUGCGAAAACACAUAAGUAUGAAUCGUUAACUGUUGAAUCGAUCCCUGCAAAAGUAAACAGCAUCUGGGAGGAGCUACAGGAAGCUAGUAAGAACCGUCUUUUGAGCAGUUCAGGGAAAGUCGGCUCUGUUCUCGACGGUUCCAAGGAGGCUAGGUCGACAACGGCCGCGCAACAGGAGGACAAAAUCCUCAUCGAAAGAAACUACAAGUUUGCUGGUGAAACUGUCCAUGAGAAAAAAUGGGUUUCACGCAGCAGUGCGGAGGGUCAAGAAUAUCUAAACAGUUUGAAAUUUAAGCAGCAGGCGCCUGCUGCUCCUGUUCAACUGGAAAAAGCAGUUAGGACCAAGUCCAAUGAAAGCCGGCAACACUUGCGACGGCCACUGAAAAGGCCUCCAUUGUUGGAGCAGAUCAUUUCUGGCGGGCUACGACCCAAGCUAACGACAUUAGAAAAAUCUCAGCUGGACUGGGCUAGUUAUGUAGACCGUGCUGGACUUAACGACGAAUUGGUGCUGCACAACAAGGAUGGGUUCUUGGCCCGGCAAGAAUUUCUGCAGCGGGUCGGGUCUGCAGAGGACGAGAGAUACAAAGAAUUGCGCCGGCAACAACUUGCUCAGCAGUUGCAGCAGGAUAGCGAAGCUUCAUAG